AUGGGAACCAGGGAAGAAGAGAGCGGGAGGACCAGGUGCUCGUGGUCUGUGUUCGAUGGCGUGAAGUCCUUUUCUCUCGCUCCCAACUCCCCCGCCGCCGCCAGCGUCCCACCGGACACGCUGAUGGCGGAGAUCGACGCCGCCAUCGCCGCCUCUGAGCACGCCCACUCAACCCUCCUCCUCCGUCCAUUCGGCAGACCCCAGCGACCGGAGGGGGAAGGGGAGGAGCCCUUCACUUCCUCGGCAGUGGCGGCGGCGGCGGCGGCGCUCGGUGGGUCGGGCUACGAGGCCGUCGGGCUGGCCGACGAAGCAUACAGGUCAGCUUGCGCCGCUCUGGCUGCGGGGAAGCCCGAUUCCGCCUUGCGCUCUCUCCGGGUGGCGCUGGCGAGCUGCCCGCCUGAGAAGGUCUCUGCCAUCUCCAAGCUCCGGUCCCUCGUCGCCUUUGCCACCUCUCAGCAGCAGCGCCUGAUCCUGCAGCACAAGUCCGCACCAUCCUAA
This is a messenger RNA of Spirodela intermedia, 498 nucleotides long. Lineage: Eukaryota; Viridiplantae; Streptophyta; Magnoliopsida; Alismatales; Araceae. The record is from the annotation of a GenBank genome assembly.